Messenger RNA from Thamnophis elegans (Western terrestrial garter snake), 1685 nucleotides. Its product is annotated as pancreatic alpha-amylase-like. The record is from RefSeq and is a predicted model, not a curated record. Gene Ontology annotation, biological process: carbohydrate metabolic process. The transcript is spliced from 8 exons. The coding region runs from base 1 to 1038 and encodes 345 amino acids. NCBI's taxonomy places the organism in Eukaryota, Metazoa, Chordata, Lepidosauria, Squamata, Natricidae. Gene Ontology annotation, molecular function: cation binding; alpha-amylase activity.
AUGUUGAAGAAGGUGCAUUACUGUCGACUUUAUGGACUCCUUGACCUUUCCCAGUGGAAAGACGAUGUGCGUUCAAAAAUAAUACACUUCUUGAACCACCUGAUUGACCUUGGCGUGGCAGGGUUCCGAAUUGAUGCUGCUAAGCACAUAAGGCCCGAGGACAUAAAUGUUAUUUUAAGCAAGCUAAAUAACCUCAAUGCCCGAUGGUUCACCAAAGGUUCACGACCUUUCAUCUAUCAAGAGGUAAUUGAUUUGGGCGGUGAAGCCAUCCAAAGCUCUGAAUACUUCAGAAAUGGCCGAGUGACUGAAUUUAAAUAUGGCAUGCAGUUGGGGACUGUCCUUCGCAAAUGGAAUGGACAAAAGAUGGCGAAUUUGAAGAGCUGGGGAGAAAGCUGGCACAUGAUGCCCUCUAAUAAAGCCUUCGUCUUUGUUGAUAAUCACGACAACCAGAGGGGACAUGGAAGUGGUGGGUCCUCCAUUCUCACGUUUUGGAACCCUAGACUUUAUAAGAUGGCAGUGGGGUUUAUGCUCGCUCAUCCCUAUGGAUUCACACGAAUCAUGUCGAGCUACUGGUGGCCUAAAGAUAUCCAGAAUGGAACGGACUUGAAUGAUUGGGUUGGACCACCAAGCAAUAGUGAUGGAUCCAUUAAACCUGUGACAAUUUAUGAAAAUCAAACUUGUGGCAAUGGCUGGAUCUGUGAACACCGUUGGGAUGAAAUUCGAAACAUGGUGAUAUUCCGAAAUAUCGUCUAUGGGGAGCCAAUUACAAACUGGUGGGACAACGAUAACAAUCAGGUAGCAUUUGGACGUGCUGGCAAAGGAUUUGUUGUGUUUAAUAAUGAUGACAGGAACUUGUCAGUAAUCCUUCCAACUGGACUUCCUGCUGGGGCUUAUUGUGAUGUCAUUUCAGGACUAAAGGAAGGCAAGACUUGUACAGGAAUUCAAAUCCAUGUGGCUGCUAAUGGCAUGGCACAUUUUCAGAUUAAUUACCAAGCAAAACAUCCCUUCAUUGCAAUUCAUGUUGAAGCCAGACUGUAAUAUAUACUGAUGAACAUUUCUCCUGUUUGAUUGGGUUCUCUUCUCUGUGUAUUAUAAAGCUGAUUUUAUACAUUAUUAUUUAUUACUUCUAUAGGCUGAUUCUAUCAUAACUCAUGAUGUUAUACAAUGUAAGACAACGUACAGCAAUGCAAUUCAAAACAAUACCAAAAACAUGUGGAAUAAAAUAAUAUAAACUUUAACAGAUCAGUUAUCCUGCAAGGGAUCCAUUCCUAUCCAUUUCUAAUCCAAGACCCGGGAGAAGAGCCAUGCUUUUAAGGAUUGUUUAAAUAUAGUCAGUGAAGUCCAUGUGAAUAUCUGGGGGAGGGUGUAAUUUCAAAGAGGAUAGUAAUAGAAAUAGCACUUAAACUUUUAUACAGCUUCACAGUGCUCUACAACUCUUCUUAAGCAGUUUGUAAAAACUGAGUCAGCCUAUUGCCCCCAACAAUCUGGGUCCUCAUUUUACUGUCCUCGGAAGGAUGGAAGGCUGAGUUAACCUUAAGCCGGUGAGAUUUGAAUUACCAAACAAGCAAUGUAACAAAGAAGGUUUGCUUCCUGAGUCUUAACCAGGUGACAUUGCCUGAUUUGUAUGGGAUAGAUGGAAACUUGUUCUGACCCCCUCCUCCAUCUAGUAACGAAUGCCGAGACAA